Molecule: messenger RNA, 699 nt
Organism: Colletotrichum fioriniae
Lineage: Eukaryota; Fungi; Ascomycota; Sordariomycetes; Glomerellales; Glomerellaceae
Source: RefSeq, a predicted model, not a curated record
AUGGCGCCGGCCUGGUUUACUGCAGCGGAUAACCUCAACCACAAUUACCAACUUGGAGGCGGCAGUAUCAUGGCACUCGGAACGUACAAUUUUGCAGUCAUGCGCAUGAUCUUUGAUCAAGAGCCCGAAGAGUGCCUCGAAUGCGAUACUAAAGUCUUUGAUGACGGCAACUGCAAACAGUGCGACUACACUUUCAGGGCCAGAUUUCAAUUUCCCAACGGAACUGGUGAUGCCACGGCCACUGUGAAGGGCCCUGCCCUCUGGAAGCCUUCUGAAGCCAGAGUCACACAUCGGAAAGUUGUGGUCCCCGACAAGAACUUGCCGGACACCCAUGAGAAGACGCGGACGCGUUUGGUCACGCUCCAUGGGUUCAUGCACGCGGUCGCCUGGCAUCGGAUUGAUGUUGAAGACUCGUAUGAGAUUCGCAACGUUACCAACAGUCAAAUAGUCAAGAAGUGGGUGGAAUCGAUUUCGCACACAGCGUACACGUAUCAAGGUGCCGGGGACGGGUUUCCGGGUCUGGGCGAGUACUGGUGGUCGUCAUUCCGGUAUCAGCUGGAGGCGUUUGUCAACCGGAUCAAGGGGCGCGAGACGCAUUACUGGGUCACUAGGGAGGACUCGAUCAAGCAGAUGAAGAUGAUUGAUAUGGCAUAUGAAAAGAGUGGGUUAGGAUUACGACCGACUAGCAUUUUCCAUUGA